Messenger RNA from Medioppia subpectinata, 478 nucleotides. The record is from the annotation of a GenBank genome assembly. NCBI's taxonomy places the organism in Eukaryota, Metazoa, Arthropoda, Arachnida, Sarcoptiformes, Oppiidae.
UAUUUUAGAAUUCAUUAAAGGCAUUGGUGCGAGCGUGUUUCGUAAUUCCAAAAAGCACUUUGCGGUGGAAAUUACAAAAAUGAGCAAGAUCUAUGGCCCAGUGUUUACUCUAUGGAUUGGACCCUUGCCAUUCGUGUUUAUAUGCGACCUGGAUAUGGCUCGCGAGUCGUUUAACAAGAUUGAUUUUACCGGACGCCCUUUUUCGCAAUUUGGUAGCAUAUAUUGUAAUGAGAAACAUAAAGACGUUAUUUACGAUGAUUACAGUAAGUGUUGGGAAAGUCUACGCCGAGUAUCGCAUACAGCAAUACAAAAGUACGCCAAAACAACGGCCUUGUCUGAAGUGGUGGACGAAAACGUGUGUCAAAUCGUCCGACGGAUUAUAGCCGAUAAUGAGGGUAUGUGUCGACCGUUUUCGUCGCACGACUACGUGUAUAAUGUGUUCGCAAAUAUUUUAGCCUCAAUCGUGUUUAGCGAAAAG